Molecule: messenger RNA, 982 nt
Organism: Thamnophis sirtalis
Lineage: Eukaryota; Metazoa; Chordata; Lepidosauria; Squamata; Natricidae
Source: RefSeq, a predicted model, not a curated record
GAUGUCUUCCAAGCAACCAGCUUCUCCGUAUGGGGAAGCAGAUGGAGAGGUAGCCAUGGUGACAGGCAGACAGAAAGUGGAAGAGGAAGAGAGUGGCGGCCUCCCAGCCUUUCACCUUCCUUUGCAUGUGAGUUUUCCCAACAAGCCCUAUUUUGAGGAAUUUCAGCCAGUUUCUCUGCUGACGCGAGAGCCUUGCGGCCUUAGGACUCCUACCUCUCAGCAACACACAAUGGAAGUUGAUGGCAAUAAAGUGAUGUCUUCAUUUGCCCCACACAACUCAUCUACCUCCCCCUCGAAGACCGACGAAGGUGGGCGUCAGAGCGGAGAAUCAUUUUCCAGCACGGCGCUGGGAACUCCUGAACGGCGUAAAGGAAGCCUAGCAGAUGUGGUAGACACUCUCAAACAGAGGAAGAUGGAGGAGAUGAUCAAGAAUGAGCCUGAAGAAACCCCCAGUAUUGAAAAACUACUAUCAAAAGAUUGGAAAGACAAGCUCCUUGCCAUGGGAUCAGGCAACUUUGGAGAAAUAAAAGGGACUCCAGAGAGCCUAGCGGAGAAAGAGAGGCAGCUUAUGGGCAUGAUCAAUCAGCUGACCAGUUUGCGGGAGCAGCUGCUGGCGGCUCACGAUGAGCAGAAGAAAUUGGCGGCCUCGCAAAUUGAGAAGCAACGCCAGCAAAUGGAGUUGGCCAAGCAGCAGCAAGAACAGAUUGCAAGACAGCAGCAGCAACUUCUGCAACAACAACACAAAAUCAACCUGCUUCAGCAACAGAUCCAGGUCCAAGGUCAGCUACCACCACUAAUGAUCCCCGUGUUCCCCCCAGACCAGCGAACCCUAGCAGCAGCAGCCCAGCAAGGAUUUCUCCUGCCACCUGGCUUCAGCUACAAGACAGGCUGCAGUGACCCUUACCCCGUUCAGCUGAUUCCAACCACAAUGGCAGCUGCCGCCGCCGCCGCCACCCCGGGUUUAGGCCCACUGCAACUGCAG